This is a messenger RNA of Ciona intestinalis (vase tunicate), 4154 nucleotides long. The record is from RefSeq and is a predicted model, not a curated record. Lineage: Eukaryota; Metazoa; Chordata; Ascidiacea; Phlebobranchia; Cionidae.
UCUGUUCGUAGUAUUUACAUGAAACAUGCAGUUUGGUUCAUAUUCAAUAUUUUCAAAUAUUUUUUGGUUAAUUUAGUGUUUCUUAACAGCCCGUACGAGUAGGUUUGUAAGAGUAGCAGUUUAAAUAAAGUUCGUCAUGUUUUUGUAUGGGCUGACUCUGCAAAGAGCUACCACCAUUAUUCAUGCAGUCCAUGGCAACUUUUCGGGGACAAAACAGCAGGAAAUUGCCGUUUCCAGAGGGAAACUGCUGGAGUUGUUGAAGCCAGAUCCAAACACAGGGAAGGUGCACACACUCAUCACUGUUGAGGUGUUCGGAGAAAUUCGUUCUUUGAUGUCGUUCCGCUUGACUGGAGGCAACAAAGAUUACGUUGUGUGCGGUUCAGAUUCUGGAAGAAUUUCUAUCCUUGAAUAUAUUCCAAAUAAAAAUAAAUUUGAAAAGAUUCACUUGGAGACUUUUGGUAAAAGUGGAUGCAGAAGGAUUGUACCCGGUCAAUAUCUUGCUAUUGAUCCCAAAGGAAGAGCUGUAAUGAUCGGUGCUUUGGAGAAGCAGAAGUUGGUUUACAUUUUGAAUCGAGACUCACAAGCAAGGUUGACCAUCUCGUCUCCGCUCGAAGCUCAUAAAGCAAACACAUUCGUCUACCACAUGGUGGGGAUAGACGUGGGGUUCGAAAAUCCAAUGUUUGCUUGUCUUGAACUUGAUUAUGAAGAAGCAGAUACCGACCCAACUGGCGAAGCUGUUCAAAAUACACAACAGACCUUAACCUUCUAUGAGCUUGACCUUGGUUUAAACCAUGUGGUUCGAAAAUACAGCGAGCCCCUGGAAGAACGAGCCAAUCAUCUUAUAUCAGUGCCUGGUGGUAAUGAUGGUCCCGGUGGUGUGUUAGUGUGCGCAGAGAACUAUAUCACAUACAAGAACUUUGGUGACCAACCUGAUAUUAGAACCCCUAUUCCAAGAAGAAGGAAUGAUCUUGAUGAUCCAGAGCGAGGCAUGAUUGUGGUAUGCAGUGCAACUCAUAAAACAAAGUCGAUGUUUUUCUUUUUAAUUCAAACUGAACAAGGAGAUAUAUUUAAGGUGACCCUUGAAACAGAUGAAGACAUGGUGACCGAGAUUCGACUUAAAUAUUUUGACACUGUUCCCGUUUCCAUGGCGAUGUGUGUGUUGAGAACUGGUUUCUUAUUCGUGGCUGCUGAGAUGGGAAAUCAUUGUUUAUACCAAAUUGCUCACCUUGGAGAUGACGAUGAUGAGACGGAGUUCUCGAGCGCGAUGCCGUUAGAGGAAGGAGACACAUUCUUCUACGCUCCUCGUGCGCUGAGGAACCUUGUGCUCGUUGACGAGCUGGACAGCUUGUCACCAAUCAUGACUUGCCUGAUAUCAGAUCUUGCAAAUGAAGACACCCCACAGUUGUAUGUAACUUGUGGUAGAGGUCCACGUUCAUCUCUUCGUGUUUUAAGGCACGGGCUUGAGGUUUCCGAGAUGGCUGUUUCAGAACUACCUGGUAAUCCGAAUGCUGUGUGGACUGUAAAGAUAAAAGAAGAAGAGGAAUUUGAUUCUUACAUCAUCGUGUCCUUCGUCAACGCUACCCUUGUCCUCUCUAUCGGAGAAACUGUUGAAGAAGUUACAGAUUCUGGAUUCUUAGGAACAACUCCCACUCUAUCUUGCUCAUUGCUGGGUGAGAAUGCAUUGGUUCAGGUUUACCCGGAUGGUAUUCGGCACAUCCGAGCUGACAAGCGAGUCAAUGAAUGGAAAACUCCGGGUAAAAAAACCAUCCUGAGGUGUGCUGUCAAUCAAAGACAAGUUGUCAUCGCACUUACUGGGGGGGAACUUGUAUAUUUUGAAAUGGAUCAGUCAGGACAACUGAAUGAAUACACGGAACGUAAAGAGAUGAACAGCGAGGUUGUGUGCAUGGAUUUAUCAAAAGUUCCUCCAACGGAACAAAGAACGCGAUUUCUUGCUGUCGGGUUGGCUGAUAAUACUGUCCGUAUUAUAUCUCUUGACCCAACUGAUUGUUUGCAACCUCUGAGCAUGCAAGCUCUUCCUGCAACUCCGGAGUCGGUUUGCAUCAUUGAAAUCGGAGGAGGAGAGGAUGAAACAGGAGCACAGAAAGCAUCCGGAGGAUUGGUCCUCAACAUUGGGUUGCAGAACGGGGUUUUGCUUCGAACAACGCUUGAUAAUGUGACAGGAGAUCUCUCGGACACACGAACACGAUAUCUUGGAACACGGGCAGUCAAACUGUUUCGUGUAUUGACACAGGGUUCAGAUGCAGUAUUAGCAAUGUCCAGCAGAACAUGGUUAAGUUAUCAACAUCAGAACAGGUUCCAUCUCACACCACUAUCUUAUGAAAGCUUGGAGUUUGCAUCAGGAUUCGCAUCAGAGCAAUGUCCAGAAGGAAUUGUUGCAAUAUCUGCCAACACCCUCAGGAUUUUAGCAUUGGAGAAGUUGGGCACCGUGUUCAACCAAGCGUCCACAGGACUUCAAUACACGCCACGUAGAUUUGCAAUACAUUACGACUCGGGUAAUGUCAUUAUACUUGAGACCGAUCAUAAUGCUUACACAGAAGAAACCAAGGAGAACAGAAAACAACAAAUGGCAGAAGAAAUGAUAGAGGCAGCAGGUGAGGAUGAGAGAGAACUCGCUGCUGAGAUGACCGCAGCUUUCCUCCGUGAGAGUCUUCCGGAGGAUAAGUUCGGAGCAUCAAAAGCUGGUCCUGGGAUGUGGUCAUCUCAGAUCCGUCUCAUGCAUCCAAGAUCUGGCGAAACAAUUCAAAAAAUUUGUCUGGAGCAAAACGAAGCAGCGUUGAGCAUUGCUAUUUGUAAGUUUCCCAACAACAGUGACGACACGUUUGUGUUGGUUGGCGUGGCUUGCGAACUCCUUAUCAACCCACGGCAAGCAAGGGGGGGAGGGGAGAUACAUACUUAUAAAAUAAAUGAAGAAGGAAAUAAACUGGAACUCGUGCAUAAGACAGUAGUUGACGAGGUGCCGAGCGCAAUUUGUCCGUAUCAAGGUCGUGUCCUCAUCGGGGUUGGAAAGUUGCUUCGAAUCUAUGAUCUUGGGAAGAAGAAGUUGUUGAGGAAGUGUGAGAAUAAGCACAUCCCUAACUACAUAGCCAGCAUUCAAGCUGUUGGUCAUCGUAUCAUUGUGUGCGAUGUACAGGAGUCUGUGCAUUGGGUGAGAUAUCGAAGACAUGAAAACCAACUUGUGGUGUUUGCGGACGAUACUUACCCACGAUGGGUCACGUCAGCUACUGUGUUGGAUUGGAACACAGUGGCUGUGUCCGAUAAGUUUGGAAAUAUAUCUGUGCUGCGUCUUCCAUCUGAUGUCAACGAUGACGUUCAAGAUGAUCCCAGCGGAACCAAAGCUUUGUGGACGAGAGGAAUUCUUAACGGAGCAAUGCAGAAGUGUGAGGUGCUAUGCAUGUACCAUGUUGGGGAAACAGUUCUAUCACUACAGAAGACCACCCUCAUACCUGGAGGUUCAGAAUCCCUCGUAUACACCACAUUAUCGGGUAGUAUUGGUAUGUUGGUGCCAUUCACAUCACAUGAGGAUCAUGAUUUCUUCCAGCAUUUAGAAAUGCACAUGAGAAAUGAAUGUCCACCAUUAUUGGGGAGAGACCAUCUUGCUUAUAGAUCAUAUUACUUUCCUGUCAAGAAUGUUAUUGAUGGUGAUUUGUGUGAACUCUUCAAUUCAAUGGAGGCUUCAAAACAAAAAUCUGUAGCUGAGGAAUUAGACAGAGUCCCAUCUGAGGUGUCGAAAAAACUUGAAGACAUUCGUACAAGAUAUGCGUUCUGAUUCUUCUGUUGUCAUUUAAUUUUAAACCAACUUCUCUUUAGUGACCAAACAGUCAAUCAUGUGAUGUCACAAUAGUUCAAUUCAACUUUUAUACAGAACUGCCUUGUCAUGAAAAAUUGAGUUUUUUAACAAGUUUUUGUGAAAUUUCAAAAAAUGAAGAACUCUGUAAAAAUAAGGUUUAUUUAAACAUCUUGUAUGAAUAUUAAAUGAAACAAGCAAACCUGUUGCUUGCUGGAACUGUCCGUUGUAACCACAACUGGUAUUCCGCUGUCUGAUAACUCGCAUAUAUUUUCGUGUAAGGGGAUUCUCCCUGUAUAAACAUUAUUGUAAGUCGAGAAUAAAACAUCAUUUUUAGAAACUUACCCAA